Ylistrum balloti is the source of this 1702-nucleotide messenger RNA. RefSeq names its product cilia- and flagella-associated protein 53-like. The record is from RefSeq and is a predicted model, not a curated record. Bases 1 to 1551 code for a protein of 516 amino acids. The transcript is spliced from 7 exons. NCBI's taxonomy places the organism in Eukaryota, Metazoa, Mollusca, Bivalvia, Pectinida, Pectinidae.
AUGAUGGUCUCUCAGAGAACUCGUAGGACCAGGGAGUUCACCGGGCCAACUCCUCACUCCGUCGCUAUCCGAGCAAGAGCUCCAAAUGUUCGUCCACCAGAGCACCUUAUCCUUGAGAGGAGGAAAAAGGAAGAAAUGCUUCAAGAAUACAAGAAAAACACACAAUACAUGGAAUUUAAUGAUCUAAAGAAUGAAUGGGAAAGAUUUACAGACAAGAAAAUCAAGAUCAACACUGCUAUGCGAAGAGUAGAUGGUCUCAUGUUAGCUAAUCAGUUUAAUAUUGAAGACAGACGGGAAAGGUUAAGAACCAUGUUACAGAACGAGGAAGCUGCAUAUCUACGAGAAAUGGAUGAAAAAGAAGAAACAGUAUUAGAAAGACAAGCCAAAAUGAGAGAACGUGCAAAAUAUUUGAAGGAUAGACGUGAGUCAGAACGGUUGGAAUAUGUACAAGAAAAAUAUGAUCAACAGUUCAGAAACCAGUGCGAGGAACUAAGGUCAACAUUGUCCAAACGCCAGCAGGAUGAAGUUUGUGCUGAGAGACUGGAACAGCUCAAAAUCAAGGAAGAAAUGGAUAGAGAGAAGAUGGAAGAGGAUAAAAUGUAUGCCAGACUAUGGGAGGAAGACAGAUUAAAGAAGGCAGAUAGGGAGGAACGUGAUGCUAAGGCAGCACAUGAGAGGAAUAUUGAAGUCCUCAGUACACUCAGGACACAAAUGGCUGCAUUGGAAGAGAAGAAAGAAACUGCCAUUAGGUUGAAGGAGGAAGAAGCACAGUUACUGAGGGAACAGGCAGCUCUAAGACAACUAGAGGAACAACGAAAUCGCGAGGAAAAACUUCGAUUACAACAGGAAACACGUGACAUGUUAGAUUUGUCUCUGAAACUUAAGAUGAAGAAGAAGGCUAAAGCCGAACAGGAACAGUUGGCCUUUGAUCUCAAGAUUCUUGAGCAACUUCUGGAAGAAUCAAGGAAUGAAGCUAUGGAACAACUACAAAGAAAGCGAGAACUCCGGGAGGAAGAUAAACGUUAUCGUGAAUAUUUACGUAACUUGAUGGAGGAAGAAAAGGUGAAAGAGGUCGAACUGGAGCGUCUCAUCAACCAGGAGGUUGAGAAAAUGUGGCAGAAACGUCUUGACCAAUGGCGACUCGAGAGACAGGCUCGCAAGAAACUAAUGGAAGAUGUUCUUAAUGUUAGAGCUCAACAAAUCCAGGAUAGAUUAUCAGCAAACGAGAGAAAACAGAGAGAAGCUGAGAUUGAGCGACAAGAACUUCUACGAACGAUUGAGGAAAAUAAGAUUCUUGAACAGCAGAAAAUGGAAAAGAAUUGGAAUAAAAAUCGUGCAUACCAACAGGACCUCUCUGGACAAAUUGCGUAUAACAACCAUCUCCGUGACCUUGAGCUUAGACGGGAAGAGGAGGAAUUCCUAUUGGGCAUGCAAGCAGAAAAAGAGUACCAGGCGCGACUCAUGGAUUGUCUUGACAGUCCGGAGUAUGACAAACUCCACCCGAUGCGGAGAGCGAUGGCAGCCCGAAGUGCUCAGCAAAAUAGACAUUGAUAGACCAAAAGUCCAUGUUAGUCAAUUUGACAUAUAUACAAAAAUUAAUGAAAUUUGAACUUUCGAUCCAUUUUAAUGUUGGAAUACUAUUAUGAAUGUGAAAGGCUUUUUAUAUUUGUUAUUGUUUUAGCCUUUUACAAAAAAUAUUUGA